Racocetra persica is the source of this 138-nucleotide messenger RNA. Lineage: Eukaryota; Fungi; Glomeromycota; Glomeromycetes; Diversisporales; Gigasporaceae. The record is from the annotation of a GenBank genome assembly.
AUUUGUAAGAUUCGAUCUGAACCACUUCAACAUCGACCUACCCUUUCACUUACUAUUUUCGGGGGUAUCAUUGAACUAUGUUCUAUGUUGAGCCUUAAUAAAAGGGGAAAACGAGAACUAAAAGCAGAAAUAAGAUAA